AUGUUAAAAGUAGCUGGUGCCUUCUUGAUCCUUCAAGCCGUUUUUACGGCAGGUGCUCCCACCGAUCCGGUGCUGGGCAAGUUUUCAGAAGGGCUCCGUUACGAUUACAUGGAGACUGAUGCUGGGGACCUUGAGUUGGUGGACAACUGGUUGAAGCUCAGCGACUACAGAAGUCUUGCCCGAUUUAACGCUGAUCAAGAUAACGUAUACCUUCUGUUCACCAGGUCGAACCCCAUUGUGGGGCAAGUGUUACAAAUCAACAACGCUGCUUCCGUAAGAUCAUCUAACUACAGCCCUAACAGACGCACAGUCGUUUUGAUACACGGUUUUGCUGGAUCCGCGACAUCCAGGUUCAACAAUGAAUUGGUUCCAGCUUUCUUGGCUGGAGACGACUGCAAUGUGAUAGUAGUGGAUUGGAGUGCUGGAUCCAUGUGGGGACCACGUGCUAAGGCUGUUGGUCAGGCCGGGGCUCGUUUCGUCAAUUGGCUCAUGGCUCAGACAGGUUCCAACCCGAACCAAUUCACCAUCGUCGGCUACAGUGUUGGAGGUCACGGUGCUGGUAUCCUUGGUAGAAACAUGAAUGGUCGUCCCAGUUACAUCAUUGCUUGCGAUCCUGCCGACCGAUGGGACGAUGCUGACGUCUUCCAACCGAAUGAUGGGUUAUACACAGAAGUGAUCCACACUGAUAUUUCAAGCAUUGGCAUGACGAGGGCCCUUGGGCAUGUUGACUUCUACCCUAACCAGGGAACAAUGAUGCCUGGGUGUCUUACCAACUUUUGCAACCAUGAGAUGUCUUUCCGAUACAUAGCUGAAUCAAUGCGAACUGGUGGUUUCCUGAGCAGAAGGUGUCCGACUAUUCAUGCUGCCAUCGCUGGCAAUUGUCAACUCGCCGAAACAAUCAAUAUGGGUGGCAUUUUACCGAAAACCGGACGUUCCGGUAUCUUCUUCUUACGCACAAGAGCAUUCUCUCUCUUCUCUCAAGGAUAA
Arctia plantaginis is the source of this 987-nucleotide messenger RNA. The record is from the annotation of a GenBank genome assembly. NCBI's taxonomy places the organism in Eukaryota, Metazoa, Arthropoda, Insecta, Lepidoptera, Erebidae.